AUGGCGGCACCUCAACCUCACAUCAAGCUGUACACUGACUCCACCCCCAAUGGAAUCAAGAUUACCACAGCGCUAGAAGAGCUCGGACUCAAGUACGAAGUCGAACAUGUUGACAUUAGUACACUUCGCCAGAAGGAGCCUUGGUAUCUCGAAAUCAACCCCAAUGGGCGAAUUCCCGCCAUUGUAGACACAUUCGACGAUGGCGAGCCCAUCAGAGUCUUUGAGGGUGGAAGCAUCUUACAGUAUCUGACUGAGCGAUAUGAUCCCGAGCACAAGCUAUCGUUCCCCAAGGGCAGCAGAGAGUACUAUGAAUGCAACAACUUGCUAUUCUUCCAGCAUGGAGGUAUUGGUCCCAUGCAAGGCCAGGCCUCCCACUUUCUCAAAUAUGCUCCGGUCAAAAUCGAGUACAGUGUUAAGCGCUAUGUGACCGAGACAAGGAGACUCUACAGUGUCCUUGACACUCAGCUGUCCAAGUCCAAGUCCGGAUAUUUGGUCGGAGACCAUCUCUCAAUCGCGGAUAUUGCCAACCUGUCGUGGGUGAUUUUCGGUGAAUACACCGAUGUCGAUAUGAAUGCUUUCCCGCAUCUCAAGGAGUGGGAGGCUAGACUGAGCGCAAGGCCUGCUAUUGCUAGAGGAUUCCAUAUCCCCAAGGUCCUAGGAAUAAAGAGCGAUGACCCUGAGGGCGCUAAAAAGUACCAGAACCAUCAUGCGGAUUGGGUCAUUAGAAGCCAGCAGUUGGAACAAGAGGUAUUUGGCAAAAAAAUAAAGAGCAUCUUGAUAGAUAGAAUGAGUAGAGAUAGACGAUACCUGUAUUAA
Messenger RNA from Trichoderma asperellum CBS 433.97, 816 nucleotides. RefSeq lists its product as uncharacterized. NCBI's taxonomy places the organism in Eukaryota, Fungi, Ascomycota, Sordariomycetes, Hypocreales, Hypocreaceae. The record is from RefSeq and is a predicted model, not a curated record.